This is a messenger RNA of Vigna umbellata (rice bean), 932 nucleotides long. NCBI's taxonomy places the organism in Eukaryota, Viridiplantae, Streptophyta, Magnoliopsida, Fabales, Fabaceae. The record is from RefSeq and is a predicted model, not a curated record.
AAACCGCCUCAAAAGAAAAAGUUAAAUCAAUUAAUAAAUAAUAGGAAUAAACAGUGGUAUUACAAUCUCUGAAAAUCCAGACAUAAAGUAGCCCGGAAACGGAGGGAGAGGGAAGAAAAAAGUGUGUACCCGAGAAAGGGAAAAAGAUGCUCAAACUUUUCAACAGAGGCAGGGAUAGCCCCGCCGACGCGUCCCCGCCCUCCUCCGCCGUCGCCGCGCCGUCUUCUUCGUCGGCAUCUCCGGUCACCGGCCCCGCCAGGCCCAUACGCCUCGUCUAUUGCGAUGAGAAGGGGAAGUUCCGCAUGGAUCCAGAAGCCGUCGCUACGCUACAACUGGUCAAGGAGCCCAUCGGCGUCGUCUCCGUCUGCGGUCGUGCACGGCAGGGCAAGAGUUUCAUCUUGAAUCAGCUAUUAGGAAAGAGUAGUGGAUUUCAAGUUGCGUCAACACAUCGGCCUUGUACCAAAGGGCUUUGGUUGUGGAGUACACCUUUGAAAAGGACUGCUCUUGAUGGAACAGAUUAUAAUCUCCUGCUAUUAGACAGUGAAGGAAUAGAUGCUUAUGAUCAAACAGGAACAUACAGUACCCAGAUAUUCUCACUGGCAGUUCUUUUGUCUAGCAUGUUCAUUUAUAACCAGAUGGGUGGUAUUGAUGAGGCUGCCUUGGAUCGUCUUUCCCUGGUCACCCAAAUGACAAAGCAUAUUCGUGUUAGAGCAGCUGGAGGAAAGACUUCUGCAUCUGAGCUAGGACAAUUUUCCCCAAUUUUUGUUUGGCUUUUAAGGGACUUUUAUUUGGACCUUACAGAAGAUAACAGAAAAAUAACACCCCGUGAUUAUCUGGAAAUUGCCUUGAGGCCAGUUGAAGGGAGUGGAAGAGAUAUAGCAGCUAAAAAUGAGGUACCUUUCUGCUUCCCUUUUUAGGUAUUCAUAGAUGCU